Molecule: messenger RNA, 1807 nt
Organism: Lactuca sativa (garden lettuce)
Lineage: Eukaryota; Viridiplantae; Streptophyta; Magnoliopsida; Asterales; Asteraceae
Molecular function (GO): protein binding
Source: RefSeq, a predicted model, not a curated record
UUUGUAUAAAAAUUGAUUUGAAUAUGAAAAGGUAUACGGCGAUUGAGAUCUGUGCAGUUUUUGACGAAGGAAAACAGGAGGGCUUUCUGUUGAAGAUGUUGAAGGAAGGACCAAAUCAAGCUAAAAUUCCCCGGAAACGGAUUAAGUUUCAAGAAGUCAUGGAGAAGGAGGAAGAGGAUGGAAUCAGUGCGUUGCCUGAUUGCUUGAUUCUUGAAAUCCUCUGUCGUUUACCCUCCACAAAAGAUGCCAUAAGAACAGGUACACUCUCCAAACGAUGGGCAAAUCUUUGGACUUGGGUACCGACUCUGCUUUUUAGACAUUUUGAUAUUCCCCUGUCUCAAUGUCUAAAAAACCCUAACUCAAGGUCCAAUUUCCCUCUAUUGGUGGAGAAAACCCUAACUCAAUGUCGCCAGUUGAAGCUCAAGAAAUUCCAAAUGCAUACCAAAUAUGAUAUUCGUUUUGAAGCGCAGUUCAACAAUUGUAUUCGUCAUGCUGUAAGGUGUAACGUUGAAAAGCUUAGCUUGGAGUUUCUGUAUACGAGAAGGGAAGCUGAGUUUCAGUUAGAUCAGUUUUUUUUCGUCAAUUCUUGUUUUACAGAUUUGAGAUUAGUAGGCUGCACGUUGAAUCCAAGUGGGGCAGUUAGUUGGAAAAAUCUUAAGAGUUUGUGUAUUUCCACUAAGAAUUUAGAUGUAGACGUUAUGGUAAAUAUAUUAUCUGGGAGUCCUCUUGUGGAAACUUUGGUGUUGAAAGAUUGCUAUGGUGAUACGGGUCUGAAUAUUACUUCAGAUGAUGAAUCUGAAUCUGAAUCUGAAGCCCAUAUCAUCGGCAUCAAUGCUCCAAAUAGUUCAUCACUAAGUCAAUGUCGCCAACUGCAGCUCAAGAAAUUCACAGUGGUUUCCGAUUUUGAUAAUGAGUUCCAAUCGCAACUUAAUAGUUGGAUUCGUUAUGCUAUAAGAUGUAACGUUAAAGAGAUUGUUUUAAUCUUAUGGAAUACGGGAUUCGAAUCUGAGUUAACCUUAGAUCAAACUCUUGUCACCAAUUCAUGUUUAACUGAGCUGAGAUUAGAUGGGUGCAUGGUUAAUCCAAUUGGGGCGAUUAGUUGGAGAAGUCUUAGGAGUUUGUAUAUAUCCUAUCGGAGUUUAGAUGAAGAUUUGAUUGAAAAUAUAUUAUCUGGGAGUCCUGUAUUGGUAACUUUGGAGUUGAAUGAUUGCUAUGGUCAUAGGCGGCUUGAUAUUACUUCAAAGAGUGUUAAAAACUUGGUGUUAUCUGGAUUCAGUGAUUUUUAUGAUGAAUCUGUGGCCAAUAUCAUUGAAAUCAAUGCUCCUAAUAUUUUAUCACUAACAAUCAAACAUGUACUUUUGUCGAAGCUUUUGUUGGUAAAUGUGUCUUCUUUAGUCAAAGCUAACUUAAAUUAUGUUUUUCCAAGUCCAAGGCAUCACCCGACAAUGACUAAGGAAGCAGAACAAGAUACGCUUAAAGGGUUUAUAAUGAAUCUUGGCCAUGUCAAGGAGCUUCAAAUUGGGUAUUUAUGUUCCGAGGUUUUUUCUUCUUUGCAAGCUGGAGGUUUCAUUUUUCCAUCAAAUGUGAAGCGACUGUGAUUAACUGAUUAAUGAUGCCUUGAGUUCAUGUUUAGGCAUUUAAGUUAUCGUGAAUUAUUUAUUUAUUUAUUUUUUUCGUUUUGGUUUUGUAAAGUAGACUUUCUUCCAUUGGGUUGUGGACUAUUUCUUAUGUCAGAAUAUUUCAUUGGUUGACCGUUUCAUAUUAUGGUGACAUGGAUUUUAAUUGCAUUAAACAAAAAUUAGUUUUA